AUUGAUCACAAUCAUCGGCGUUAGGGAGGAGGACAACGUUGUAAUUGAGCCCCAAACAAGGAAAUUCAACGUCGAUGAAAGAUUUUUGUCCCAAAUGCCUUCUCCACUAAUCAAUCGCUCUCACCAAACAAAACCCUAGCUCCACCUCUCUCUCUCUCUCUCCACCGGGUCAGAUCUUCUCACGCUGCACAAACCUCUUGUGCCCCCUGGAAAGUUGAAAUUUGUUGAGAGAGAAAGUGUAAUUACUUUAGAGAGAGAGAGAGAAAAGAGACUUUACAACUAUUCUGCCAUUUUUGUUAUGAAAUGAGGCUUUUGAAUAGGUUGAAUUGGGCCGGAAAUGAGAUUGGGAAUUGACAUUGACUGAAAACGAAGGGAGGGAUGCAAGUUUUAUUGAUAGUUAAUUACGCAUGUUUAGGCGACUAGGAUGGUGGGUUGGUCUAAAUUAUAGAAGUUGGUCAGGAAAGAGGUUGGCCGAUGCCCAGCCUCACCCAGCGAAGAUUGAACCUGUGGCUAUGUUUGACACGGUACAGGAGAUUGCUGUUUAUAUUCACAGGUUUCACAAUAUCGACCUUUUUCAACAAGGAUGGUAUCAACUCAAAAUUACCAUGCGAUGGGAGAAUAGCGAGUAUAAUUCUGUGGGAACUCCAGCAAGAGUUGUCCAAUACGAAGCUCCGUAUUUAGGUGCUGAUGACGUAUAUGGAGUGUGGAUGAUUGAUGAUACAGACAACAGCUUCUCAACUCAGCCAUUCCGGAUAAAAUACGCAAGGCAGGAUGUGUUGCUAUCAGUCAUGAUAUCGUUCAAUUUAUCUCUUGGCAAGAAUGAGGGUCCACCCAUGUCUGCUGUAAUUUUGAAGUUUGAGCUUAUGUAUGCUCCCAUUUCGGAGACUGGGUCUAACUUGCAGGCUUCUUUAAGUGCUUGCUCUGCUGCAGUCCAUGAAUUUCGAAUUCCUCCUAAAGCUCUUUUGGGUUUGCAUUCAUAUUGCCCUGUUCAUUUUGAUGCAUUCCAUGCUGUACUUGUUGAUGCAAGUGUACACAUCAGUCUACUUAAAGGUGAAUCGUAUAUAGCUGCAGCAAAGCUGCCAAGUGAUUCUAUUAGUACCGAAGUUGCUGAUGGUGAAAGUAUCAAUGGGUCAAACCAAGCACAAGAUCUGGUGGAUUCAGCAGAUGCAAAAGCUGUCAUGCUUAUUAAAUCAUUAUUAGCUGCUCGGGACACUCUACUUGAAGAGUUGCAAAGGUUCAGCAAAGCUGCUGAUCAAGUUAUUGAUUUGACUGAGUUUAUAUCAAAAAUGGAUGAUAUAAAGCUUUCUCAUUCUGUCUCUCAAGGAAAAUUUGGUGUCAUAGAUGGAAAAUUUUCUGGACAAGGCAAGCUACAAAAUGCUUCUGAGAAAACAAACGGUACUUUAGACCUUCAGUGUGGUGAAUCACUCCUCUCUGUGCCAAAGAGUGUUCUAUUAAACACCCUUCAUCUAUUGGGCGAUCAAGUUUUAUAUUUAUGGAACACCUUUUUGCAGUUCCACAGGCCCAAUAAAACUAAGAUAUUGGAAUAUUUGCGUGAUGCCUGGGCUAAAGAUAGAAGGGCAGAAUGGUCAAUAUGGAUGGUAUACUCUAAGGUUGAGAUGCCUCAUCAUUUUUUAAAUAGUGGUACAGAUGAUUCUUCUCCCCAUGGUGUUCAUAAAAGAGUGUCAAGUAUUUGGAAGCUCACUGAUGAUCCAGCCCAGACUGCUGCUAUGCGUGCUGAGCGCCAUCGGCAAAGUAUUGCUCAAAUGAAAAUUAACAAUCGGUCAAUCCAAGACAUGUACAUAUUCGGAGAUCCCUCUCGUAUUCCUGUGCUUAUUGUGGAGCGUGUCAUGAAUGCACCAACACGUACUACUAGUGAAAAUUCUUACUUGAGACAUUUGGAUGUGAUUAAUUCACCUGCUUUACUUAGUGGACCUGGCUCUGAAGCUGUUGACAAGCUAACUGGCACUAAUAAACCAAAGAAUGGUCGUGUUUUAAAGGUGGUUGUAUUUGUGCAUGGGUUUCAGGGUCAUCAUCUGGAUUUAAGGCUUGUACGGAAUCAAUGGCUUUUGUUCGAUCCCAAAAUAGAGUGUCUUAUGUCAGAGGUAAAUGAAGAAAAAACAUCUGGAGACUUCAGCGAAAUGGGACUAAGGCUGGCCCAAGAAGUGAAAUCUUUCCUUAAGAAGAAAAUGGAUAAGGUUUCAAGACAUGGAAUAUUGAGUGAUGUUAAGCUUAGCUUUGUUGGGCAUUCUAUUGGAAAUAUCAUUCUAAGAACAGCACUAGCAGAAAGCAUUAUGGAGCCGUACCUAAGGUACCUGUAUACAUAUGUCUCUAUAUCCGGUCCACACUUGGGGUAUCUUUACAGUUCGAACUCUUUAUUUAAUUCUGGACUGUGGCUUUUGAAGAAGUUCAAGGGCACCAGGUGCAUUCAUCAGCUUACAUUCACAGAUGAUCCAGAUAUCCAAAAUACAUUCUUUUACAAGCUGUGCAAGCAGAAGACACUAGAGCACUUCAAGCAUAUAAUCCUGCUUUCUUCACCGCAGGAUGGUUACGUACCAUACCAUUCUGCUAGAAUUGAUAUGUGCCAGGCAGCUUCAUGGGAUCACUCAAAGAAAGGCAAAAUAUUUUUGGAGAUGCUGAAUGAUUGUUUGGACCAAAUCCGGGCUCCUUCACCUGAGCAGAGAGUGUUCUUGCGUUGUGAUGUCAACUUUGAUACUUCUUCUUACGGGAAGAACUUGAACACCUUCAUUGGACGAGCUGCUCAUAUAGAGUUUUUGGAAUCCGACAUUUUUGCAAGGUUUGUGUUAUGGUCUUUUCCGGAACUAUUUCGGUAAAAACUGCACAAACUGCUUUCGCAGCAAUCCAGCUUUUCUGACCUGUCAUCCCUAGCGAUUUUCCAUCCCUCUAAUUUUCUCUAACAUAGAGGACAAGAAGACGGUGGUGUUUCAGGCAGAGUGUUGAAAAAGCCAUGUCCUUGCAGAUGUAGAUGAUGAGGAAAUGUGUGGAGACAUUGGCCAUUGUAAAUUAUUGAGCAUGAAGUUGAUUUCAUGUAAUAAAAAAUCGUGCCAUCUUUUUAGCUGAAAAUUUACACCAAAGCGCUGAAAAAAGAUAGUUGUGUAAAUUCGUGUAGGUUUAGAUAAAAUUCCUUUUUGUGAUUAUAUCCAUCUCCAAGUACAGCUAGAAGGAUUAUAUGAUCCAUGCAGUGUUGGACACUUUGGAAUACGUAUGUGUUCUGGUAAUAAACUUGGUAAAUACUAGUUAUUUUUCUUUUCUUCGUGAAGCAAAAAAGAUUAGGAUUGCUCUCGAUAUAAUUUCUGAUGAGAGUUAUUGUUUUGGGGAGUAAAUAUUAGUAAAUGUCCAUUUUAAUUUUAUUUUAGUAA
Messenger RNA from Humulus lupulus (European hop), 3377 nucleotides. RefSeq lists its product as uncharacterized. The coding region runs from base 408 to 2831 and encodes 807 amino acids. The transcript is spliced from 16 exons. The record is from RefSeq and is a predicted model, not a curated record. Lineage: Eukaryota; Viridiplantae; Streptophyta; Magnoliopsida; Rosales; Cannabaceae.